AGAGGCGAGAAGAUGGCGGCCGUGUCAAGCGGAGGUGCAGCUGGGUCCGCUGCGGCCGGGAUCACGCACUCUACCCGACCGACCCACACGGGCAUGGGCUCUCAGAACAGAGCGCAGCCAUCCUCCGGGAUCAGCCACUCCAGUCGAAACACCCCGGCCGCCGGGUGCAUCACCAAUCCUGGCCACCCCUCAGCCACCAGGCCCCCCCCAGCCCGAGUGGGCUACUACGAAAUCGAGCGGACCAUCGGCAAGGGAAAUUUCGCGGUUGUUAAACUAGCCACACACAUCAUUACCAAAGCAAAGGUGGCUAUCAAAAUAGUGGACAAGACGCAGCUGGAUGAUGAAAACCUGAAAAAGAUCUUCAGAGAAGUGCAGAUCAUGAAAAUGCUGAGGCACCCCCAUAUCAUCCGCCUCUACCAGGUUAUGGAAACAGAGAGGAUGAUCUAUCUAGUAACAGAAUAUGCCAGCGGCGGAGAGAUAUUUGACCAUCUGGUGGCCCACGGGCGCAUGGCGGAGAAAGAUGCCAGGAAGAAGUUCAAGCAGAUCGUGGCAGCAGUCCACUUUUGCCACUGCCGCAACAUCGUCCACCGAGACCUGAAGGCUGAGAAUCUGCUGCUGGACCACAACCUCAACAUCAAGAUUGCAGACUUUGGCUUCAGUAACCUGUUUUCCCGAGGCCAGCUGCUGAAGACGUGGUGUGGCAGCCCUCCAUACGCCGCUCCAGAACUCUUUGAGGGCAAGGAGUAUGACGGACCCAAAGUAGACAUAUGGAGCCUGGGUGUGGUGCUCUAUGUGUUGGUGUGUGGCGCGCUGCCCUUCGACGGUAGCACCCUCCAGAAUCUGCGGGCGCGUGUUCUCAGCGGCAAGUUCCGCAUCCCCUUCUUCAUGUCCACAGACUGUGAGUACCUGAUCAGACACAUGCUGGUGCUGGAGCCCAGCAGACGGCUGUCCAUGGAGCAGAUCUGUAAGAACAAGUGGAUGAGACAGGGAGACCCGGACCCAGACUUUGACAGGUUGAUAGCAGAGUGCGAACAGGUGAAAACAGAGAGAGAGACGGAGCUUAUCAACGAGCAGGUGUUGAUGGCCAUGUCUGAGAUGGGUCUGGAUAGAGAGCGCACACUCCAGUCUCUACACACAGAUGCAUAUGAUCACUACAGUGCCAUCUACAGCCUGCUGGCUGACCGCCUCAAGAAACACAAGACCCUGCGUGUUGCCCCGCCCACACCGCGCCCCAUUGGCUAUCCCCUCAACCCUGUACAGCAGACGGACCAGCAGGGUAAUCCAGUUAGCAUGACUGUCCCCCACGUCCAGCUCAUCAACCCGGAAAACCAGAUCGUUGAGCCGGAGGGCAGCAUGGCAUUGGACAGCGAUGAGGGGGAAGAGCCAUCUCCCGAGGCCAUGGCUCGUUACCUGUCAAUGAGGCGGCACACUGUGGGAGUACCAGACCCCAGGACAGAGAUGCAAGAGGAGCUCCAGAAGCUGCCACCAGGCUUCCCUCGUGGUGCUGUGCCCCAGCCCCCCUUCCCUCCGCUGGCCCCCACCAUGGGCCACAUGCACACUCUCAUGCCCACGCAGAGCCUGCAGCCAACACAACAGCUGGAGUACAAGGAGCAGUCGUUGCUGCAGCCCCCAACUCUACAGCUGCUCAAUGGCAUGGGGCCACUGGGCCGGAGGGCCUCCGAUGGCGGGGCCAACAUCCAGCUCCACGCCCAACUCCUCAAGAGGCCCCGGGGGCCCUCACCACUUGUGGCCAGUCCGCACCCGAUCCCUGCUGUAGCUCCGGUGGAUGAGGAGGGUUCGGACGGAGAGCCAGACCAAGAGGCGGUCCAGAGGUACCUGGCGAACCGCUCCAAGCGGCACACGACGCACGCGCUCAUGAGCACAUCGCAUGGCGAGCCCUCGGCAGAGUCACAGCGGCCCCAGGGCCCCCGCCAGAGGGGGGGCUGGGCCCCCGACACACACACCCGAUCUAGCUAUAAGGACUGUAACACCCUUCACCUCCCCAUGGAGCGCUUCUCACCUGUCAGACGAUUCUCCGACGGUGCCACCACCAUUCAAGCCUUCAAGGCCCAUCUGGAGAACAGCAGCCUCAUUAGGCAACUCAAGCAAGAGUGCGAGCAGCUCCAGAAAAUGUACGCUACGCCACAGGAUGAGCGACUCCUGGAGCAUACCCAGCAACAGCACGUCCUGUACCAGCAAGAGCAACAAAUCCUCCACCAGCAAAUCCAGGCCCUGUCUUUAGGUCAUGGAGAGAGCCAGCCCAGUCACAUAACCCACCAGCUCCAGAGGUUGCGUAUCCAACCCUCCAGCCCUCCGCCAACACAUCCCAGCAACCACCUCUUCAGACAGCCCAAUCAGAGCCCUCCGCCUGGCUCUGCAGGCAUGAUGCAGGGGCACGGAGGUCCAUCAUCAGUGCAGUACCAGCACGGUGCUCCCUCGCUCUACCAGGGCCAGAGCAGCAGCCCGCCCCCCACAGGCCUCCCUCGAGUCUCCAUACCAACCAAUCAGCCGGCGUCAUCUGCCCGUGCCAACGUCCCUUUGGCCCAAGGUGUACCUCAGCAACAGCAGGUGACCAUCCAGGUGCAGGAAGUGGAGCUGGGAGGCGGGGCACAGCGGCAGGGCAGCUUCCUGUCCACGCCAUGCGGACACAGAGUCCUCGGCAAGCAGCUUAGCGCAGACAACGCCGAGACGCACAGUCGCAGCCUCGGCCGCUUCUCCUCAGGCUAUGACCAGGCCCAGUUCAACCCUCACCUCUUCUCUGGCGAUGGUGCCUCGCGGGGCGCCUCUGGAGUGGUGGGGUCCUACAGCCCCUACCUGCAGGGAGCCUCCCUCAAAGUGCCCGGUCUGGAGGGCUACCAGAGCGGGGCGGUGGGCACGAGUGGCUAUGGCAGCCCCUCGACGCUACAGCAGGCCCUGCUCUCCCCUACUCCGCUGGAGUACCGCCCCCCGCAGCAGCACGUCACACCCACCCUGCAGGGCCUCCUGUCCCCCCGCCACUCUCUCACAGGCCAUGCAGACCCCCGGUUGCCGCCCCAAGACCUAGCCGCCCUGCUGAAGCGGCAGAGCCCCCGACCGGGCCCCGCACCCCCUACCCCGCCCAGCGCUACGCCCCAGGAGUAUGGAGAGAUGCUGCUUCUCCGUCAGCUGAGCCAGGGCGAAAGCCUGGAGCCGCCCGCCCCGCAGGGUGCCUCAGGAGCCCAACACUACCAUCACCUCCUCCAGAUCCGACCCCCGGAGGCCCCGCCCCAGCAGCACCAGGCCCAAGCUCCCUGUCCUAGUCUGCCGCACACAGAGAGCAUGGAGGAGGAUGAGGUGCCGGCCGGGUACCACCACACACACGAGGGGCUGCUUGCCAAAGCAGGGGAGGGGCAUGAGCUGCUCGGGCCUCCCCGAGGAGGCACCCCGCCCUACAGCUCCCCCACACAUAGGCACGGCUACAUAAGGAACACUUCAGCAACCAGAGACUCUGAGCAUGUGGAGUGCAGGCCCCCGGGGCAGGCUAUGGAGGUGCCUGACCAUAAUGGUGGCGGCUACUCGCGAGGAGCCCAGGGUGACACCUAUAGGUCCCGUGGACAGCUACAGCGCCACCACACCAUCCAGACCUGUGACGAUGCCUAUGACCAGGCGGAGCCCAUGUCGGGGAUGAGCCUGUUGGCCGGCAAAGCGCUGAGCUCCGCCCGCAUGUCGGACAUCCUCAGCCAGACCUCGCUGACAGGAAGCCAGCAGCUGCACCAGCGGGAAGAGUCGGCGUGUGAUGUAGAGGGAGAACUCCAUGCGCCGGCCUGCUACCCCUCCUCUUGCACCAGUGACAUGCUCCUCAGCUACAAGCCUCCUGACCUGCAGUACAGCAUGGAGCAGGCCGGGGUCUAGCACAGGAGGGGGUCAUCCUGUGUAUAGAGGUCCAUAUCAGCCACCUAGAGUUGUGUUGACUUGAGUUGAGCAGCAUCACGCCAAACCGCCAUCGUCUGCCCAAGAGGGGGCGCUCUACGUCCGUCUGUCUGUCUCCAUCUGUCCCCUGGAGGCCGCUCUGCUCGGGGAGGGAGGGGUGGGGGUGGGUGUUGGGGGGGGUGGGGUCACAGGUGUGGACUUUGGGGUUCAGAGGUCGAAGUGCCAGCGUUAACCUGCACAACCAUCCAGCAUCCAUCGCCGUGGGGUCUUCUCCUCAUUUCACACCUGGCCAGGGCAGACUAUGGUUCCACUCUUCCCUCUCUCUCUCUCUCUCCCUCUCUCUCUCUAUCGUCCCCUCACGCUGCAGACCCCACCCCCUCAGCUACCGACCUGCUGCCCCGACGUAAACUUCCCCCUCCUCCACCUCAAAGUCCUCUCUUACCUGUCGACAUCGCCGUGCGUCUGAUUGGCCCAGGUGUCCUCACAGUCCAACUCGCAGGAACACGGAAACCAACAAACACAGAGAGAAAAAAAAACGCACACACACCUCUCGCCACAAAAAAAAAAAAAAAAAAAAAAAACCCAAAGUAUUCACAUGAAGUCUGCGCUUGAGUGUGAGAGGAGGCGGCGAGCGGGGCAGGGAGGGGAGGGGUGUUUUUAAUUAGUCUGCUCCUCCCCUCUCUCCUCCCCCCUCAGCUGUCCUGCAGCAGACCAUUCCAGUGCGGGCUGUGAUGUCAGAGCCAACGAGGGCGCUCUCUCUGAGCCGAGCGGCCCAUCCUGCCAGGCUGGGUCAGGGGCGUUUUGGGUCGGGCUCCCGAGGGGGGCAACAAAACUACGCCCCUCCCUCCCCCCACCCUUCAAAAACGGAGCUCAGUGACAUCGCACAGGACAAACCAGCUCUCUCAUUGUUUCUUUUUUUUUGUUUGUUUGUUUGUUUUUGUUUCUUUUCUUUUGUUUGUUUGUUUGUUUUUUCUCCCGUUCUGGCAUUCAUUUUUCUUAAAUUUCUUUAUUUUUUAUUUUAAGAUUCAUUUUUACGGCUAAUGUCCAUUUAGAAAAUAUGGUCAUUAUUGUUACUCUUAUUGUUAUUACUGUUUUCUGUAAAAGAAGUUUUAUUGUUAUUAAAAUAAAUAUUAUUAUUAUUAUCAUUAUUAUUAUUAUUAUUGUUAAAGGAAAAACAGUUCUGUGUUGCAAGGAAGACAAAAUUGUUUUUUUUGUUUUUUUUUUUGAUUACUUAAGUAAUUCUGCACUUUUGGUUCAAGCGAUCCUCUAUCUGUCCUUUUUCACCCCUCCUCCUUUAUUUUAUUUGUCUCUUGUCUCUUUUCCUUUCUCAUGUUAUAACCCUGUUUUCCAUUCCACCCCCUCCAUCCCCUCCCACUCCCCUUUUUGUUUUACUCCUCCCUCCAUCCUUCUCACCCCCCUCUCAUGUCAGUGACAGUGUAUUGCAUUGUGGGUAGUUUUACCAGACAUUUGCUCCUUUCCUUGUACAGUGCCAUGUAUAGAAUGCUAUUGCAAUUUCUCAAUUUCUCUAUCAAAUCUUUACUUUAUCGUUACUUGUUUUGUUUUGUUUUGUUUUGUUUUUGUUUUUUUUUUAAGAUGUUGUUUGGGAGGCUUUUUAUAUUGGUAUUGUUUAUCAUUUGUAUUUUGGAUGUCUUCAAAAGGUUUUUUUUUUGUUUGUUUGUUUUAUUUUGUUUUGUUUUGUUUUCUCUGAAUAUUGAGAUUGUUCGCCAAAAGAGGACAGAGAGAUGAGAGACAGUGCUCUUUCCUUGUCGUAAAAAGAUUGUUUUUAUUUGUUUUAAUAUUAUUAUAUUGAGACACUUGAAUAAGAGGAGAGUAAUUAUUUUGUGUUGCUUUUUAAAGUAUCAUUUCAGUCAUUGAUGUUGUUGUGACUGUUGUCAUUCUUGUUGAUGUUGGGCCUGUUUUCUGUUGAUGGGGUAGUUGUGGCAGGCUGUAUCGGGUCAGGCUUUGGGCUUCGUCGUCCGGGGUUGGUUCGGGUGCUACAGAGACUUUGACAUUCUAAAAAAAAAAAAAAACAAGAAAGAAAAAAAAAAAACAACAAAAAAAUGAGGGAAUAACUUGUAAAA
This is a messenger RNA of Myripristis murdjan (pinecone soldierfish), 5969 nucleotides long. RefSeq names its product SIK family kinase 3 (gene sik3). The record is from RefSeq and is a predicted model, not a curated record. The coding region runs from base 13 to 3870 and encodes 1285 amino acids. Lineage: Eukaryota; Metazoa; Chordata; Actinopteri; Holocentriformes; Holocentridae. The transcript is spliced from 26 exons. Gene Ontology annotation, biological process: intracellular signal transduction; microtubule cytoskeleton organization; protein phosphorylation. Gene Ontology annotation, molecular function: ATP binding; tau-protein kinase activity. Gene Ontology annotation, cellular component: cytoplasm.